ACGAGUGGGCGGGGCUUUGGCGAUUGGCGCGGAGGGAGUAGGGCAGGCGCUGUGGGAGGGGACGCCAGAGCGCGGCGGUGAGCUGAGGUAGUCCUGUGAGGUCAGGCAGCUGCGCUUCAGGUGUGACUGGUAGCCGCGGCUGGACGGAAAGCGAAGGAGCGAGUGUAGUCGCCUGAGCUUCGUGAGCGCGGCCGCCAUGGACCGACCGGAUGAGGGUCCCCCGGCCAAGACCUGCCGCCUGAGCAGUCCGGAGCCUCCUCGGCGCAACCCGCCGCCGCCGCCGCCGCCGCCGCCGCCGCUCCUGCGAUUGCCCCUGCCUCCGCCCCAGCAGCGCCCGAGGCUCCGUGAGGAAACCGAGGCGGCACAGGUGCUGGCUGACAUGAGGGGGGUGGGUCUGGGCCCGGCGCUGCCCCCCCCGCCGCCCUAUGUCAUUCUCGAGGAGGGGGGGGUUCGCGCAUACUUCACCCUGGGUGCUGAGGGGCCCGGCUGGGAUCCUGCAGUCGAGUCAGGGUUCGGGGAGGCGCCCCCUCCCGCAGGGAGCCUGGAAACACUCCCCUUGCCCGAGGCCUCUGGGGGAAGCCUGGAAAUUGACGUUGAGAUUGCAGAGUCUAGCAGCGCCGCCGAAGAGAAGGCCCUAGAAACCUGUAGCUCAGGGGUGUGGGAGCCCCAGAUGUUAGUGGGCCCAAAGAGGAACGAAGAGGCUGUCAUAAUAGUGGAAGAUGAGGAUGAGGAUGAACAGGAGAGUGUGAGGCGGAGGCGCAGACGGAGGAGGAGGAAGCAGAGGAAGGUGAAGAAGGAAAGCAGAGACAGGAAUGCUGAGAGGAUGGAUAGCAUCCUGCAGGCACUGGAGAGCAUUCAGAUGGACCUGGAAGCCGUGAACAUCAAGGCAGGCAAGGCUUUCCUGCGUCUCAAACGCAAGUUCAUCCAGAUGCGGAGACCUUUCCUGGAGCGCAGAGACCUCAUCAUCCAGCACAUCCCAGGCUUCUGGGUCAAAGCAUUCCUCAACCACCCCAGAAUUUCAAUCUUGAUCAACCAACGCGAUGAAGACAUUUUCCGCUACUUGACCAAUCUUCAGGUACAGGAUCUGAGACAUAUCUCUAUGGGCUACAAAAUGAAGCUAUACUUCCAGACAAACCCCUACUUUACAAACAUGGUGAUUGUCAAGGAGUUCCAACGCAACCGCUCGGGCCGGCUAGUGUCUCACUCCACUCCAAUCCACUGGCACCGGGGCCAGGAACCCCAGGCCCACAAGCGAAAAAACCAGGGCACCAACUACAGCUUCUUUAGCUGGUUUUCAAACCACAGCCUCCCAGAGGCUGACAGGAUUGCUGAGAUUAUCAAGAAUGACUUGUGGGUUAACCCUGUACGCUACUUCAUGAGAGAAGAGAGCAUCAGGACAAACAGAAAGAAGCAAGAAGAGAAAGAAAGUAAACCCAAGGAUGAAUAUGAGAUGGUGAUCAUGGAAGAUGCUUAUGAGCGCUGUGCCGUGGAAGACAUUCUCAGCGAGAUCUCAGACAUUGACCAGACUACUGACAAUGAGACCAUUCAUGACAUCAAGAUUUCUGACUUCAUGGAGACUACUGACUACGUUGAGACCACUGACAAUGAGAUAGCUGAUGUCAGUGAGAACCUGUGUGACAAUCAGGGCCCCAACAGCGAGACCACUGAGACUGCUGAUGACAAUGAGGGCCCUGAUGACAACAGUGAGAACCUAGAAGACAGUAAUAAGAAUACCUAUGACAAUGAGAAUCCUGAUGGUGACAAUAGCCUGGAAGAUGGCAACCAGGGAAGCAGUGGUAAUAACCAAAACAGUGAGAGUGACAGUGGAGAUGAGGGCAGUGAAGGUGACAAUGAGGGCAGUGAUGAUGGCAAUGAGGGUGACAAUGAGGGAAGCGAUGAUGAUGACAGAGACAUUGAAUACUACAAGAAUGGCAUUGUAGUGUUUGACAAGGAUCAAGAUAACAGCACCAACCAGGAAAUCUAUGAGGAUGAUGUAGAGAUCGUCUCUGAAGAAUCAAUGGAGGAAGAGGAGGAAGGCAUUGAACAAGGCGAGGACGGCUCUGAGGAGGAAGAAAGCAGAGUAGACUCAGAAGACACUGAUAUGGAGCAAGUGCUUCAGGUUCCAAAUGCUUGGGCCAACCUGGGGAAGCGGGGCAACGCUGGAUAAACAUCUUACUCUCCGCGGGCUUCUCUCUGUAUCCCUCUUCCCCAGUGCCCCGUUUGCCCCCACCCCAGUUAGGGUCCCUGCAUUGCACUUCUGGGGGGGGAGGGUAACUGACUUCGUACACGGGUUUAAAGUUUAUUUUUAUGGUUUAGUAAUUGCAGAGUUCUUAAUUUGGGGGGGGCGAUAUCCCCUCUUUUUUGGUCCUCCUCCCCCACAGGCUUCUGUGUGCUGCUAUUUCUUGUGAUGCCUUGGUCAGGGCCCCUCUAACCCCCUUCUCUUUGGUGUUGGCCCCAGCCCUUUUCCCCAUGCUGCAUAGAGUGGAGUCCCUGACCCCGAAGUGGGUAGGGCUGCUGUGGCCUUUGUCGCAGCCUUGCAGUGGCCUCUGCCUCCAUCCUAUUCUCCCAGGUUUUUCUCUUCCAUCCAUCUCUUUUACCCACUGUGCCUGCUAACUCGCCAGGCCUUGGCGUCUAUGCAAGGCCGCGUAGCCUUUGCUGUAUUCCUGCCCCCGCAGAAGUCGUGCCUCUCCCUGUGAAUAUUGAUGACCCUAAUAAAACUCUGAGCAAAUUCAAA
Molecule: messenger RNA, 2734 nt
Organism: Chinchilla lanigera (long-tailed chinchilla)
Lineage: Eukaryota; Metazoa; Chordata; Mammalia; Rodentia; Chinchillidae
Gene: Tspyl2
Product: TSPY-like 2
Exons: 7
Coding region: 197-2167 (656 amino acids)
Biological process (GO): nucleosome assembly
Cellular component (GO): chromatin; nucleus
Molecular function (GO): chromatin binding; histone binding
Source: RefSeq, a predicted model, not a curated record